Messenger RNA from Lacerta agilis (Sand lizard), 1458 nucleotides. It is a transcript of the gene SNX22, whose product is annotated as sorting nexin 22. The transcript has 6 exons. Bases 66 to 635 code for a protein of 189 amino acids. Lineage: Eukaryota; Metazoa; Chordata; Lepidosauria; Squamata; Lacertidae. The record is from RefSeq and is a predicted model, not a curated record. Gene Ontology annotation, molecular function: phosphatidylinositol phosphate binding.
AGCGGUUUAAACAAGCCCUGAAUGAGUCCGAGGGGGGCGGCUAGUCUCGGCUCCGAGGAGGCGGCAUGAAGCUGCAGGUGGCGGUGCCCUCGGUGGGGCUGCAGCUGUCCGAGGGCGACCAGAGCCCGGAGAAGGCGCGCACGGUGUUCACGGUGGAAAUCCUGUGGAACGGGAGGAAACAUUGCAUUGAGAAGCGCUACAGCGAGUUCCAUGCCCUCCAUAAAAGGAUCAAGAAGAGAUGCAGAGUCCCGGACUUCCCACCCAGGCGCGUCCCCAACUGGAUGACGAAAGUCCUGGAGCAGCGGCGGCAGGGCCUGGAAGCUUACCUCCAGGGCAUCUUGCUAUGCAAUACGGAGCUUCCCAAGGAGCUUCUGGACUUCCUGAAACUCUGGCAGUUUGAGCAGGAGCACAAGGCUGAUCUCGGCCCCGGUUACCUGCUGUCCCACCGGCCGGUCAUAAGCUUCCGAAGUGAUCCAUACAUCCUCCCGGCUUCCACAGACUCGCUUCCCGACGUGAUCCUGAGCGGAGUGCUGCAAGGCUUUUAUGCACCCCAGACGACCCUCUACCUGCAGUCAAAGCUCUUCGCGGCUCUGCCACCCGCCAACUCUGCGUCCUCUCCUUUGCAACCGGCCUAGGGAGCACUCAAGAGGAUCGAGUGCAGCUUUGUUCGUUUGCGGAAAAGCAAUCGCCGGCUUCCUCCUUGCGUCGUGCGUGGGAAAGAAAGAGGUUGGGGACAAAGGGUGCAGUUGGGGGAGAGCCACCAUCUUGAGGCAGGCAGUGGGAAGGAAAUGCAGUAGGUUGUUUUGUUAGGGUGCUGAGCUCCAGUAGAGUGCAGCUAACAAGGGCAGGGCUUGUUGCCACUUCUGGCAGAGCUGUGCCUCUCAGAUGUUUCCAGGUUACAGCUCUUGUCAGCCCAUGUGAGUGAGAAGCAGCUGCAAGUCAGGGAGGUACGCAGGCCUUCCUCCAAGCUUCAUGGGCUGGAAGCAAGAGCAGCACAACAGCAGCUGGGGGCAGGUACUGACUCAGGUCAGGUGCUAAUACAAGAUGUUCCUAGUGUUUGUGCACACAGCGGCGCCACAUUGAUAGUCUCCCAGCCUUCCGUCUAGUCCAAAGGGCAUGGAUCUGGUCCAGUUGGCACCUUAAUGCAGGUGUAGCCUACGUGGUGCCAUCCAGCUGCCAACAGUCCCCCAACUCCCAUCAGCCCCAACCGGCUGUGGUCUAACAACACCCAAAGUUUACCAGCUUGGGGAAAGCUGCAUUGAUGUGACACAGGUAGCAGAGCCCUCCUAGACAGAGGAGUCCGGGUUUUUCUACAGCAUGGCAGGAGACCAGCAGCUCCUCUAAGCUAUCCCGAUAGUUUGGGUUACUCCUGCUGCAGAAGAUAACUGCUUUCUCAGUGGGGUAGGUGGUCUACUUUAACAAAAAUGGCUAUGCAAUAAAAAACACUUCCACUAGAAA